CCCUAACCCUCCAAAAAGGACCAAAAAAAGGGGACGACCACAACAAAAUUCUAACCCAGCCAACUCCGUGGUUGGCGACACAACAAAAGUCCAAACAUGCAGUUGUCUUGACUAAUCCAUCAUGACAAGCAGCAUUCCAUUUGUACGGCUGAGGGGCCACCUUGGAUCGGUGCUGUGCCUGGAUCAUCAUGAUGAAAGGAGUCAAGAAAGUAAUUUUGUGGGGGGUUGUUUGUUGAGUGGUUCCGAAGAUGGUACUGCGCGACUGUGGGAUUUGAGACAAUCCAAAGCGGUUUCCUGCAUCAAGGCGGGUGGUAACGACGACGACGAAGUAUCUUCCGUGUGCUUUGGUGUGCCACCCCACAAAAAAGAAGAAGAAUCCACAGGGGAAGAUCCAUCGCCGUUUGCUCGCAAUUUUACAGUUUACUUGAGCGUGGGAACCAAGCUACUGUCUUUUGAUCUUCGAAAAGCGUCGUCUCCCAUUGUUCCAUACGAAGCAGGAUCUCUGCUGUUGCAAGCCAGUGACGAUAUCAAUCAAAUUUCCGUCUGUGAAAAACGAAAUACAUCCUAUUUGGCGUCGGCCGAUGAUGCCGGGGCGGUGCAAGUCAUCGAGAAUAAUAAUAAAAACAACAACUCACAACAAAAGCCAUCCAAAAAGUCCAAAAAGAAUGGAGCUACCAAAAAGACAUCCAGAACAACGACAACUCGCAUCUUGCAACACAGUCAGGACGCCUUAGUGACGGCAGCCGUAUUUCGACCAGGUGCCAAUAGUAAAACGCUCGAAUUGGCCAGUGGGGGGACCGAUUGUCGGGUCUGUCUGUGGGACGUACAAACGCCAAAACGCCCCUUGUGUGAGCAGGCGAUUGGACACGACGAACAAUCCGACAGCAACAAUCAACUCUGCAAUCCACCCAUGGUACAUUCCUUGGCAUGGGCUCCCAGUGGACGACUCUUGGCGGCCGGAUUGGGCGAUGGAUCGGCACUGGUCAUGCAAGUCGAAAAUAGAUCCUUGGUUCAUGUCGCACGCUUGCGAGACAAAACUGAUGCGGCCGUGGCGGCCGUGAUCUUUCCAGCAACGACCGAUCGACUCUUGACUGUCAUUCGAAACGAUGCCAUGAUGCAUUUUUGGGAUUUGGGAGUUACCGUGGCAGGAGAACAAGCCGAAGAUCCAUCGUGGAUCGUACCAUCCAACAACAACAACAACAACCACCAUACUGAUUCAGCCAAACCAAAGGAUACCAAGAAUAGUCUUCCACAAGCCAUGCAAGACCUUUCUUUGGAUCAACCAUCCUUACUCUUCAAAAUACCACACCAGAAUAAACCAAAUUGGAUGGUCAGCUCGUGUUCGAGCGCUACUGGACACGACAACAAAGACAAAAACAAGGACAUUCCAUGCUCCAUUUUUGUGGCAGACACUACCAAUGACAUUACGGCAUACACUUUGCGGUAACACAAACAAAUAGAAUUAUUAAAGAGUGAAACAAAUGUGCUAAAGACAAUCUACAAACUAUUGUAACUAUGCAUAGCAACUGUACGGCAGGUGAGCGAACUUCUCGGCUUUCUCUCAAUGGACCGACGAAGGGUACCGGAGAGUUUUUCGGAGUGAUUUCGUUACGAUUUUAUCAAGUAAUAAAAUUUGACCCAGUUGCAAAGCGGGCAC
This is a messenger RNA of Seminavis robusta, 1657 nucleotides long. The record is from the annotation of a GenBank genome assembly. NCBI's taxonomy places the organism in Eukaryota, Bacillariophyta, Bacillariophyceae, Naviculales, Naviculaceae.